AUGUACAUAACAAACUCAUUGGUCAACUGUACCUUUAGUUCCACCAAACCCGAUAAUGGUGUAUCUGCGAAGACUGUGGAACCUCCGAGUGAACAGGAGCAUGCAGUCGGCACAACUGGACACAGUUUGGAGGACUGUGAUACAUGCGCUGAAUCGGAUUCUGUUUACAGUGGGGGUUCCAGAUUAGGCAAAAUUGGACAGCGUGGCCAGACCUAUGAAACUUCCUCAUCCAUGAUGAGUUCCGAUCUGGAGUCUACCAGCUUUCUAGAUUCAGAGGAUGAAUCCAGUCGAUUUUCCACUGCCACCGGGACUUCUAUGUCUUCGGCCAAAUAUGCCCGUCAUCGUAGGCAACGCAGACAACGACGUCGUCUUCUUCCCGUGCGACGUGUUAGUGAAGACGCACCCAUGCAUCACAAACCAUAUGGUCCCAUUCUGCAGAUCUCUCAGGCAUGA
Messenger RNA from Echinostoma caproni, 453 nucleotides. The record is from the annotation of a GenBank genome assembly. Lineage: Eukaryota; Metazoa; Platyhelminthes; Trematoda; Plagiorchiida; Echinostomatidae.